AUGGUUAUUUGUUUUUUUAGGUAUUUAGAGAAAAAGCGUCUCCUAUUCCCACGUUUCUUUUUCGUAUCCGAUCCAACCUUACUGGAGAUUCUCGGUCAAGCCUCAGAUCCGCAUACAAUACAGGCACAUUUGCUGUCAGUAUUCGAUAAUAUUAAGACAGUUAAAUUUCAUGAAAAACAAUAUGAGACGAUUUUAACGUGUUAUUCACAAGAAGGUGAAGUGUUGGAGUUAGAGCAUCCUGUAAAAGCUGAAGGACAUGUGGAGAUUUGGCUAAACAAGUUGCUGAAAGAAGCUCAAUUCUCUCUGCAUCAGAUAAUCAGGGAAGGCUAUCAAGCUGCAAUGGAAGAAGGCGUGAAUAUAUUAGAAUUUCUAGCCACAUUCCCUGCUCAGGUUGGAUUAUUAGGCAUACAGUUUAUAUGGACAAGAGACUCGACGAAUGCACUACGCGAGGCUAAAUAUAACAAGAAGAUAAUGCAAAGAACUGAUCAUGAAUUUGGUCGUCUACUGAAUAUGCUGAUCCAACAGACUACGCAUAAUCUGACACCAGUUGAACGUACUAAACUAGAAACACUAAUCACUAUACAUCUACAUCAGAAAGACAUUUUUGCAUCAUUAGUUAAAGAUCGGAUCAAAUCACCGACAGACUUUGACUGGUUGAAACAAACACGUUUCUACUAUCUGGAAGAUUCAGAUGCUUGUUUAAUUUCCAUAACUGAUGUGAAUUUUGUUUAUCAAGAUGAAUUCAUCGGGUGCACAGAAAGACUCGUGGUCACACCACUCACGGAUAGGUGUUAUAUCACGCUUGCACAAGCAAUCGGUAUGUCUAUGGGUGGUUCACCAGCUGGACCAGCAGGAACUGGGAAAACAGAGACAGUCAAAGAUAUGGGCAGAUGUCUCGGCAAAUAUGUGAUCGUCUCCAACUGUUCAGAUCAAAUGGAUUUUCGUGGUUUAGGCAGAAUAUUCAAAGGUCUAGCCCAAUCGGGUUCAUGGGGAUGCUUUGAUGAAUUUAAUCGUAUUGAAUUGCCUGUGUUAUCGGUUGCAGCUCAACAGAUCGCCAUUUUGUUAACAUGCAAAAAGGAAAGAAAGUCACAGUUUGUGUUUACGGAUGGUGAGACGAUCGAUAUGAAUCCAGAGUUUGGAAUCUUUUUAACAAUGGUAUGA
Molecule: messenger RNA, 1161 nt
Organism: Trichobilharzia szidati
Lineage: Eukaryota; Metazoa; Platyhelminthes; Trematoda; Strigeidida; Schistosomatidae
Source: the annotation of a GenBank genome assembly